Messenger RNA from Anopheles maculipalpis, 654 nucleotides. Its product is annotated as ankyrin repeat family A protein 2. Gene Ontology annotation, cellular component: nucleus. The record is from RefSeq and is a predicted model, not a curated record. The coding region runs from base 10 to 654 and encodes 214 amino acids. Gene Ontology annotation, molecular function: protein binding. The transcript is spliced from 3 exons. NCBI's taxonomy places the organism in Eukaryota, Metazoa, Arthropoda, Insecta, Diptera, Culicidae. Gene Ontology annotation, biological process: regulation of gene expression.
CGUUCCACAAUGAGCUCGUCCCCAAAUUCCGACGAGGACAGAAAAAUCGAUUUUAAUCCCCUACUGCUGGCGAGCGGCAAAAGGAAAAGUGCCUUCCUACCCUACAAACCAUCGAACACGGUGCUAACAAAUCUGCAGCGCGGAAACACCGAAGCAAACAUUCCCAGCGAAAUUUGUCUUAAUUUUCACGAAAAAACGGGCCAAGGAGAAAUAACCGAGGAACAGGUGCGUGCUGAACAGGCAGUCGAUGCGGUAGAUUCGGACCAAUUUACACCACUUCAUUGGGCGUGUUAUUAUGGUCAGCUAGCGGCAGCUAGUAUACUUAUAAAGUGUGGUGCAGAUGUUAACAGGCAGGCAACAGAUAUGAUCACUCCGAUACUAUUGGCCGGUGCCGGCGGACAUAACGAGAUCGUACGAUUGCUGGUGGACAAGGGAGCGGUCGUUAAUCAUAUGGACAUUGUGGGCAAUACUGCGCUCAUGUAUGCGGCGGCCGGUAAUCAUCCGCACACCUGCAACGAACUGCUAAACGCUGGGGCAAGCUUUACCGAUACGAACGAGGACGGAGAAUCCGCUUACUCGCUGGCGGUGAAAAACAAUGCCAAUUUAGCGCAGGCUGUGUUAGAAAAUCACAUUACGGCUCUUUUAAUGACGUGA